AUGAGGAUCCUUCCCCUCCUGUACCUCGUUGGUCGCGUUGCGGCCGUGUGGCCUGCACCCCAGUCUCUCACCAAGGGUAACUCUACUGUGUGGCUUGCUGAGGACUUUCGGGUCUCAUAUAACAAUGAGGAUAUUCCGCAAUCCACGGGUGCAGAUGAGUCAAUCCCAACAAUCUCGAGCGUGGAAAUCAUCAAAGCCGCCGUGCAGAGGACUAGGGAGUCCAUCUUUACGAGUAGCAUUGUUCCUUGGAAGUUUCACCCACGGAAUGAGCUGGAUCAAUUUGAACCCCCCUCGUCCGGCAAAGCUAAAACCUAUAUUCGCAGACUUCAGAUCACCCAGACCACAGAGGAUAGUGAUUCGACAUUCAAGCCCCUUGCAGGUGCGAUAGACGAAACUUACAACUUAACAAUUGGGCUGGAUGGUGCAGCAUCAAUUGUAGCAGCAUCGUCUACCGGUGUGCUCCGUGCCUUGGAGACUUUCACUCAGCUAUUUUAUUCUCACUCCAUCAAAGGAGUAGGAGUCUAUUCUAAUCUCGUCCCCGUUCAUGUACACGAUGAGCCAAAGUUUGGCUACCGAGGUUUGGACUUGGAUGUGUCGAGAAACUGGUAUCCCAAGGAACACAUUCUGCGGACCAUCGAUGCCCUGUCUUGGAACAAAUUUAAUCGGCUACACCUCCACAUGACUGAUGCACAGUCUUGGCCGCUGGAUGUUCCCGCACUUCCAGAGCUGUCCAAGGAAGGCGCCUAUGGGGCUGGACUGUCCUACACACCUCAGGACAUCGAAGACAUUCAGGUCUAUGGGGUCUAUCGGGGCAUCGAAGUUAUAAUAGAGAUAGACAUGCCCGGUCACACAACCUCUGUUGGAUUCUCACACCCAGAGCUUAUCACUGCAUUCCGUCAAGAGCCAUGGCAGAAUUACUGUUCCGAACCGCCAUGUGGACAAUUGAAGCUGAAUUCCACGCUGGUUCAUGACUUUGUCACCACACUUCUCAAUGACAUUCUACCCCGGGUCUCACCAUAUUCAGCCUAUUUCCACACCGGUGGGGACGAGAUUGACACUCGCGACCACCUGCUGGAUGAUACGGUAAAGUCGGACGACGUUGCUGUUCUCGCCCCGCUGCUGCAGAAGUUUGUCGAUCACGCCCAUGGCCUGGUCAGAAAGGCAGGGCUAGUCCCAAUUGUAUGGGAAGAAUUAGUUCUUGACUGGAAUAUUACCCUUGGGGAUGAUGUUAUAGUCCAGACCUGGAUCGAUGACAAAUCCUUGGACGAGGUAACCGCGCGCGGGCACAAAGCUCUCUUCGGAGAUAACCCAAGCUGGUAUCUUGCCUGCGGCCAUGGCAAAUGGUUCAACUUCGACAACGCCGAUACACAAGCCAACUAUCCGUAUACUGACUUCUGUUCGCCCAUUAAUAACUGGCGAGUGAUGUAUGAGUACGACCCAACAGCCUCUCUGUCGGCUGCGCAAGCCAAACUGGUGGUCGGUGGCGAGGUCCAUCUGUUUAGCGAGCAGACUGAUCCUUCGAACCUCGAUCCGAUGAUCUGGCCACGUACAAGUGCGGCUGGGGAAGUGAUGUGGUCUGGGCGUCAAGAUUCAAGGGGGCAGAAUAGGAGCCAGAUUGACGCGGCUGUGCGAUUGUCUGAGCUCAGAGAGAGAAUGGUGCUGCGCGGGGUCAACCUAGCACCGGUCCAGAUGGCUUAUUGCACACAGUAUGAUGGUGAUUGCACAUGGUGA
Penicillium paradoxum is the source of this 1731-nucleotide messenger RNA. RefSeq names its product beta-N-acetylhexosaminidase. Bases 1 to 1731 code for a protein of 576 amino acids. The transcript is spliced from 3 exons. Gene Ontology annotation, cellular component: membrane. NCBI's taxonomy places the organism in Eukaryota, Fungi, Ascomycota, Eurotiomycetes, Eurotiales, Aspergillaceae. The record is from RefSeq and is a predicted model, not a curated record. Gene Ontology annotation, biological process: glycosaminoglycan metabolic process; carbohydrate metabolic process. Gene Ontology annotation, molecular function: beta-N-acetylhexosaminidase activity.